AUGGAUGCAGUCUCAGGGAAAAAGGCACCCGAGGGAACAGGAUUGGUCACUGACCACACCUUCUGCCAGCCAUGUGCGAACGAUGGCAAGAACAUCCCACCUGAUGCCUUCUGUACCGUUUGCAAGGAGUUCCUGUGUUCCAACUGUGCCCGAGUACACAAGAACAUGAAGUUUACCAAAAUGCACCCUCUCCAGGACAAGAGUACCAUGCCUUCUUCACUCCAACCAGAGAGUGAGAAUAAGCAUUUUACGGAAACAUGUCAACGCCAUGCCGAAGAGUUCAUAAAAUACUAUUGUCCCAAUCAUGAGACACUUCUGUGUGGAGAAUGCUUGGCUGAGAAAGAACACAGCUCAUGCACUAUUGAAAAGAUUUCUCAAGUGGCAAAGCGGUACAAAGAAGGUGCAGAAUACAACAGCCUGAAAACAGGACUUGUCCAGACGGCCACUGACAUUGGCAAACUGUCACACGACAUACAGGCGAUCAUGAAAUCAGUUGACGAAGAAAGCCUUACCAAUAUCAAUGAGCUUCGCAAAUUUAGGACUGAAAUUAACCAGUACCUUGAUAAAAGGGAAAACGAACUCUUGGCAGAAAUUGAUCAGAAGAAACGAACAUCCAAGACACUGCUAAAUGAACUGAAAUCAAAAUGCACAAACAUGAAAUCAUCCAUUGAGAAACUAAAGUCGGAGCUACAAGCACAGGACGACAAUAGCAACCAGCUAUUAAUAGUAGGAAAACGAGCUAUAAAAGAGCUGGCUGGUCUCCAGGCAGCCCUGGAAGAGGUGAGCAAGAGAAGUGAAGUUCCCCGAUACAAGUUUCACAGGGACCCCGCAACUGAACAGUUAAUAACUUCUGAUAAAGCAAUAGGAAGGUUGGAAGAGGGCGAAUCAACUUCGGCGUUAGGGCCGCUUCAAAGACAACUUCAAACGAAGCAGAAACAACGGCAACAGGAGACGAUGCAACAACACCAAAAACACAUUAAAGCUUUAUCACAAAAAGGAGAAUCAAUUUCGGCGGUAGAGCAGCAAGAACGACAACAACAAAAGAAGCAGCAGCCAUGGCAACUCGAGACGAUGCAGCAACAACAAAAAUACAUGCAAGGUGCAUCACAGAAAGCCCACUUCAGCAGCAGAGCAGACCUAAGCCAGGCCAAGUUCAGCAGGCAGCCUGACAUUUCAGUGAAGACAUCAGAUGGUAGCAGGGACUGCUGGCUAACCAGUGUGACUCUCCUGACCGGGGACAGUCUCAUACUGGUAGAUCACAAUAAUUGCUCAUUGAAGCUGGUGGACACCAUGAAUAACAAGCUGGUGUCCCAGGUAAAACUGCUAGGUGAGCCGUGGGACCUGUGUCACCUGCCCGGGAACAGGGCAGCCGUCACUCUGCCUGGUUUGAAGAAGAUACAGUUCGUAUCUACUCAGGGAAAUUUCACACUACAGGAAGUUGUUGAAGUCGAAGAAAAAUGUCAUGGAAUAGGUUUCUGUGAUGACAACUUGAUAGUGUCUUUCCCCUUCCAAGGUAAGGUUGUGUUGAUGAACAUGAAGGGAAAGGUGAAGAAGAGUGUGGACAAAGACAGCAGUGAAAAACCUUGGUUUGUGUAUCCUGUGAAUCUGACAGUGACCAGGGAGAGCCAGACUCCUCCGGUCAUAUAUGUCUUGGACUGGGACACCAACACCAUAACCAAGCUGAGCAUCUCACUGGAGGUCCUCCAGUCGUACCAAGACCCGAUACUGAAAUACCCACGUGGUCUGGCACCCGUGGGAGACAACCAGCUGCUCUUGUGUGGGAGUAGCAGUGACAACAUCCUGUUACUGGACACGCUCACAGGCGAGAUAACCCAACUGCUGGGGAAGGAGGAGGGGAUAGAGUGUCCACGCAGUGUGGCUUACUGUUCACUGAAGAAGAUGAUGUUUGUCACCUGCAGGCACUAUGGCAGACCUGAUUCGGAUAGUUUCGUAAAAGUAUUCAAAUUAGUAUAG
This is a messenger RNA of Mya arenaria, 1974 nucleotides long. RefSeq names its product E3 ubiquitin-protein ligase TRIM33-like. The transcript is spliced from 3 exons. The coding region runs from base 1 to 1974 and encodes 657 amino acids. Gene Ontology annotation, molecular function: zinc ion binding. The record is from RefSeq and is a predicted model, not a curated record. Lineage: Eukaryota; Metazoa; Mollusca; Bivalvia; Myida; Myidae.